Messenger RNA from Emys orbicularis (European pond turtle), 2388 nucleotides. RefSeq names its product tripartite motif containing 36 (gene TRIM36). The transcript has 10 exons. Lineage: Eukaryota; Metazoa; Chordata; Testudines; Emydidae. The record is from RefSeq and is a predicted model, not a curated record. Gene Ontology annotation, molecular function: zinc ion binding; ubiquitin-protein transferase activity; protein binding. Gene Ontology annotation, biological process: acrosome reaction; spindle organization. The coding region runs from base 1 to 2388 and encodes 795 amino acids. Gene Ontology annotation, cellular component: acrosomal vesicle.
AUGAAGACGGCGCAGCUCCUUUCUUUAUUCCUUGAUAGCGCGCGGAGCGGGGUCUUGUACCUCUCUUUGGCAAAACUCCGGCUAAGACCAGCGGCGAAAGUCAAUGCUCUCGAAAUUCGUUUGCCUUUAGGAGUUUGCUUCCUCGUUUUUAUUUGUUUGCAUGCAUUACUAAUCAUGUGUGAGUCAGAUGAAGGGAGUGAGUUUGCCUACAUAAUGAAGUUGAUAGAAAAAGGCAAGGUUACCAUAAAGAAUAUUGAACGAGAGCUCAUCUGCCCAGCAUGCAAGGAGUUAUUUACCCAUCCACUGAUCCUCCCUUGUCAGCACAGUAUCUGUCACAAAUGUGUAAAAGAAAUUCUCUUCUUCACACUUGAAGACUCUUUCACUGAUCUAGGCUCUGAAUCCUCCAGUCAAAGUAGCCCUCGUAUUCGAAUCCAUUCUCCUAGUUUGGAUAGAAUUGACAGGGUUAAUAGAUCAGGACUUGCCAUCUAUACAGGCUGGAAACGCAAUUCACUGACUCCUAAGAUGACCAUUUUUCCUUGUCCUGGCUGCCGGCAUGAUGUGGAUCUGGGAGAACGUGGUAUCAAUGGCUUAUUUCGAAAUUUCACCCUGGAAACUAUUGUGGAAAGAUACAGGCAGGCAGCCAGGGCAGCCACUGCUAUUAUGUGUGAUGCCUGCAAACCUCCACCUCAAGAAUCUACAAAGAGUUGCAUGGACUGCAGUGCAAGCUAUUGCAACGAAUGCUUCAAAAUACAUCAUCCUUGGGGAACUGUAAAAGCCCAGCAUGAGUAUGUAGGACCAACUACUAACUUCAGGCCCAAGAUCUUGAUGUGUCCAGAACAUGAAAUGGAGAGGGUAAACAUGUACUGUGAAAUUUGCAGAAGGCCUGUGUGUCAUCUUUGUAAAUUGGGUGGGUCUCAUGCAAAUCAUAGAGUAACAACCAUGAGCACUGCCUACAAAACUCUCAAGGAAAAACUUUCAAAGGACAUAGAAUACCUCAUUAGUAAGGAGAGCCAGGUGAAAGGUCAAAUUUCUGAACUGGGUCUUUUAAUGAAAGAAACAGAGUGCAAUGGUGAGAGGGCUAAAGAAGAAGCAUCUAAUAACUUUGACAAGCUGUUUGAUGUUUUGGAAGAGAGGAGAUCAGCUGCUCUGAGGGCAAUUGAGGCGUCCAAGAACUUAAGACUAGAGAAACUCCAAACCCAAAUAGAGGAAUAUCAAGGACUUCUGGAAAACAAUGGUCUUGUUGGAUAUGCUCAAGAAGUGCUUAAAGAAACAGACCAAUCUUGCUUUGUUCAAACAGCAAAACAGCUCCAUGUUAGAAUUCAAAAAGCUACUGAAUCUCUGAAGAGUUUCAGGCCAGCAGCUCAAACUUCUUUUGAAGAUUAUGUGGUUGAUAUAACAAAGCAAGAAGAGGUUCUUGGAGAUUUGUCCUUUUACUCCAGUGGUCUAGAUGUACCAGAGAUCAAUGAGGAGAAGAGCAGAAUGUAUAAUAAAGCUUUGAUCUGUUGGGAACAUCUAGUGAAGGAAGAUUCAGCUGAUACCUAUAUCCUUGAAUACCGUAAACUUAAUAGAGAAGAGGAGAAUGCAACAUGGCAAGAGAUUGAAGCCUGCAGCAAGAGUAAAGUAAUCUCUGACCUUGAAAAUAACAGCAGCUAUGCCUUUAGAGUCCGAGGAUAUAAAGGAUCUAUCUGUAGCCCCUGGAGCAGGGAAGUUAUUUUACACACACCUGCAGCUCCAGUCUUUAGUUUUCUUUUUGAUGAUAAAUGUGGCUAUAACAGUGAACGUCUCAUGCUGAAUCCAAGGAGAACCUCUGUGGAAAGUAGGGCUGGAUUUCCUUUGCUGCUAGGGGCUGAACGUAUCCAAGUGGGGUGUUACACAACUCUGGACUACAUCAUUGGAGACACUGGAAUCACAAAAGGGAAGCACUUUUGGGCUUUUCAUGUGGAAUCUUAUUCAUACUUGGUGAAAGUGGGAGUUGCAUCUAACACUAAACUACAAGAAUGGCUCCAUAAUCCCCGUGAUGUAACCAGCCCAAGAUAUGAACAAGACAGCGGUCAUGACAGUGGGAGUGAAGAUACCUGCUUUGACUCAUCACAGCCUUUCACAUUGAUUACUUUAGGCAUGAAUAAAUUCUUUAUUCCCAAGGCACCUACUGCUCCCAAAGAUUCUGCAAAUAGAAUUCUUCCAAUGCCAUCUUGUAUAGGAAUCUGCCUUGACUGUGACAGAGGCAAAGUUGGAUUCUAUGAUGCAGACCACAUGAAAUGCCUCUAUGAGCGCCAGGUAGACUGCUCUGGUACAAUGUAUCCAGCAUUUGCAUUAAUGGGGAGUGCAGGAAUUCAUCUUGAGGAAGCCAUCACAGCAAAGUAUUUGGAAUACCAAGAUGAUAUGUAG